Paramuricea clavata is the source of this 5954-nucleotide messenger RNA. The record is from the annotation of a GenBank genome assembly. NCBI's taxonomy places the organism in Eukaryota, Metazoa, Cnidaria, Anthozoa, Malacalcyonacea, Plexauridae.
AUGCAAGAUCAACAGGAAUUUAAUAUUCCAGAGGAGGUAAACGAGGAGACAUCAAGGACUGUUCAAGAAUUUGUAAAAUACUUUGCCAGCCAGCGAUCAAUCAUGAACAAGGUGAUUCUAUACAUUUUCUACUAAUUUAUAUAGAUUUUUGUAAUUUAAUUACAAAAAUUAAUAUAAAUAUAAUUAUAUUUAUAUUAUGUUUGUGAUGUUACUCUGAGUGUGUAUCCACACCGGGCAAGCUUGAGAAUUUUCCCACCGUGGUCAGGCAUAUUUCUCAAGCUUGCCCGGUGUGGAUACACACUCAGAGUAACAUCACAAACAUCAUAUAUUCACCUGAGUACAUAACACCAACACACAAAAUUCAUAUUUAUAUUAAUUUUUGUAAUUAUAGUUCUUUUAUCAAAAAUUAUAAGAUGACACAAAAUUGUCCCCUCAUUUUUUAUUGUUUUGCUAUUAAUAUGCUCAGAUGAUGAAGAAUGAAGUUUACAUUUUAUUUGUUGAUUUCUAUAUUUUGAGUUGUGAUGUUAUAAAUAAGGGGACUCUAUAAAUGUGUCUAGCUGAAUUGGGGGAGGGGGAUAUAAUGUACAGUAUGAUAUUUUGGAUAUUCUAAAUUUUGUUGUUAGGGGGUUUUGUAGUAAUUGACUGGCAUUUGAGAUUCAAAAUUAUUCUUGUUAAAAACAAUUGCUGUUAUUACGUAAUAUAAAAUAUUCUGAUCAUCUCAGAAGGGUAUGUAAUUCAGGGCUUCUGUACCACUUUUUGAAGAUGUGGUGUACCUUAUCCAAGUGAAAACUAAUUCAGUGAUAUGGUUAGCGGAAAAAUUGCCAUCAAAAAACAGGACGGGAUGAACUUCCCUUUCUCCAAGCAAUUUCGCCCAGUGGAAAAGCAGAGUUCAGAAAAUAUGAAAAUUUCUGGCUCAGGGACAGUGACUCUGUCUAAAUAUUCCAUAUUGCUAACAGCCUAAUAUUUAUAUACAUUAAUACUGUAUGUUGUAACAUAUAUUUUGAAAUGUCUUCGGGAAAGCUCUUUAAUAGCAACUGCACAUAAAAUCAACCAAAUUGAAAACACUCAAGUGUGAAAUUAACCCUGGACAGAGUUUAAAUCAGAUAAAGUCAGGAUUGGCUUCAACAACCAAUUUGAAAUGCAAUUCUAAAAAACAUUCUCGUUUACUGUUAAGAUUAUGCAACAUGCAAAAAAUCUAGGGGGCUCUGACCCCAUGCAUGCACCUUAUAGUCAACAUGAAAUUUUAACAAGCUGGGGUUCAGACCCCCUGAGUCUACCUCAUCCCCUCCCCUCCACUACUGACCUGACUGAGAUGUCUGAUAUGAAUAAACUGUAAACUUCGUCCUUCCUCAUCAUUUGAGCAGCACUUUUUAACAUAGUCAGUUUGAUAGCAUAUUAAUGUGUUAAUCUGUGAGGUUUGUGUCAGUGUGAAAUCACCAUGCAGGCAAAUAUUUUAUAAAGUUUGGUCUCCACAUACAAACCAUGCCAAAGAUGCAAUCAUAUGGAACUAUAUGUCCUUUCGUAUCUAAAUUGAGCUUUUUGGGGACCAAGAUAUAGAUCAAUUUGCAUAUACUGCGGAUUCGAUCGGGAAGACUGUUUAAUGCGAAUAAUUAUCGUGUGCGUUGCAACAGUUGGCAUUUGACGUUUCUAGGCAGGUUGAUUGACAUUGCGAGGGGGCGGUUUAUAUGUUACUUUUAAAAUUCAACCGUUUAUGGCGGGAAUUUUACAGUUUACGAACAAGGAAAAGCAUUAUCGAGCAAAACCAGAAGAAGUAACAUUGACGAAAUAAAAUUCAACAAAUAUUAUGUGAGCUAGAACACGAUGUUUCUCUCACAAUUUAUAUAAGCCGCGCCCUCGCAACGUCAAUCAAACUGCCUAGAAACGUCAUAAUGCAACUGUUGCAACACACACGAUAAUUAUUCGCAUUAAACAGUCUUCCCGAAUCCGAUUAAACUAAUUAAAUUUUUUUUAUAAAUUUAGGCAAAGAAGGGAAGGCUUAAUUGUGAAUCGCUUAUAGACACAGGCACAGAAGAAGUAGACAAAAAUCUACAACCUGAAACCAUAUUUGAUAAAAUUGGUCAUACAGUGAUAUCAGCAUGUGCUGGUAAAACAAAUAAGGAGGUAAACAUUUUUUUAAAUUGUUUAUUCAAAAGCAUGGCAUUUUUUCUCUAUUAUUCAAAUUGAAUUUUUUUUAAAUACUGUCAAAACAUUUAAUUAAUGUACCAUUAAUUUUGCGUUUUUUUAAAUUCAACAGAUAUCUUACUUUGUGAGAAAGACCGAGCUUGCCUUCUUGGAGGCCAUUGCAAUCAGGUGGGAUUGCAUUCCAAGUAAACAAAAAAAAAGAAGGCAUAUAUUUUCAACCAAUUGCGAGAUUUCAAAGAUUUGUGCCUUCCUUCUGGAACAAGGGAAAUGUUGCAGCAGGAGAAUGGAGUGAUGAAAGGUGUUAGAUGCAUUGUUGUCCGCAUGAGUGCUUUUUCAUCUAUCAUGCAAGAAAAAUUACGGACAGGUAAUGUAUUUAUGUAAUAAUUAUGGAUGCAAUAAACAGACUGAUCUGGUAAAUACACCAUAUAUGCAGCACUCCUAUGUGAAAGCGAGUCGUUUAUCCUAAUAAAAUAUUCAAAUUUGGCAACAAGGCCUGCAUGGUAUAAAACAAAAAAUUAAUUAACAUCAUCAACUAUAUGUAUGAAGAAUAGCGAGGUUCGAUCACGACAAACUGACCAACCAAAAUCUGAAAUGCUGUAAGAUUACAUUUAAUUUGAUUGCUGUAAGAUAAAAAAGGCAGCAAUGUGGUUUCUGACUAUGGGUUAGGUGAUUUCUAAUUAGGCAUGCACAGAUAGAUGUUGAAAUUUUUGGUAUAUGGCGUGCUUCCUAAUUUUUAGUCACUUGAGAAACUCAGUAAAUCGUAGAAAAACAAAAUGCAAAUAUAAUUAUUUGAUGAUUAUGCCAGUUAAUAGACAGCACUGCAUGUUUGCAAGACCUCGCCUGUAAAAUAACUCAUACUUUCUUUUAAUUUAGUGAUUCCAGAUAUGCAAUGUGGGGGAGAUCAGCCGGACAACGUUCUCAUUCCAUUCACGUCACUACCAGACACGACUGAAAGCAUCCAACAACCUGCAGUGCCUCAAUCACCAUCCUCUGGUAGUGAAGAACACAUUGUUGCUCUCAUUCCAUCCACCACGUCAGUAUCUGACACGACUGAAAGCAUCCAACAACCUGCAGUGCCUCAAUCACCAUCCUCUGGUAGUGGAGAACACAAUGUUGCUCUCAUUCCAUCCACCACGUCAGUAUCUGACACGAGUGAAAGCAUCCAACAACCUGCAGUGCCUGAAUCGCCAUCCUCUGGUAGUGGAGAACACAAUGUUGCUCUCAUUCCAUCCACCGCGUCGGUAUCUGACACGUGUGAAAGCAUCCAACAACCUGCAGUGCCUGAAUCACCGCCCUCUGGUAGUGGAGAACACAAUGUUGCUCUCAUUCCAUCCGCCGCGUCGGUAUCUGACACGUCUGAAAUCAUCCAACAACCUGCAGUGCCUGAAUCACUGCCCUCUGGUAGUGGAGAACACAAUGUUGCUCUCAUUCCACCCGCCACGUCAGUAUCUGACACGACUGAAAUCAUCCAACAACCUGCAGUGCCUGAAUUACCGUCCUCUGGUAGUGGAGAACACAAGUAGUUGUAAUUAAUGGGCACAAAAAAGAUUAAAAUUAAUUGUUUAAAAUUCAAUAACAAUGAUUGUGUUGGUUACCGACAAAAUAUUCUAGCAAUUAUUUUUGUAGCCAUAGUCUCAUGUUUGUUUAAGCGGCCACGCAAGACUCAGUCUUAUACCUAACAAUUAUUGAACGAGGUUGAGCACGAUAUGAAGAAUUAUCAAGCCCGAAGUUUGCCGUUAUCAACCGAAGCCGAAGGCUGAGGUCAAUUGAUAACGGCAAACUGAGGGCUUGAUAAUUCUUCAUAUUGUGUGAAAACAGAAUUCAAUAAUUGUUUUAGUUAUUUAAAAAAUUCAAAACAAACAUUUGUAUUUUAUUUGUAUUAAGAAAAUAACAAUUCCUUAGUCCUUCGGCAGCCGUCAUUGCAUCAUAUCAAUGGCGUCAGCGAGUCAAUAUGAUUCUCGUCGUCAUAGUAAUAUGUCGCAAACGCGUUCAAUUUUUUUUCAUUUUCACUCUUUGACAUCAUUUUGCUAAUAUGAAUGUCAAAAAUCCGUAUUUGGUUAGCCAUUGAGUUGAUAUGACAAUUUCACAGUUGGCUGUUAGCCAAUCAGAAACCAGGAAUUUUUUAAAUAAAUAAAACUAUUUAUUGGGAUUCCUAUAUGGUGGAAGUGAGCCAGUAAGGCUGUUUAUAUUGUUGGAGAAAUACUUUAUUAAUAUUUUAAUGUGUUGUUCAAUUUUGGUUAAAUUUGUUAAAUAAAUAUCAGAAUAUUCUGGUUAUCAGUUUCGAUUGUUUCGUAAUUGAUAUACAAACAUUAGGUAUAUACUAUUGCACGUAACCACUUCUAGGGUCCAUUGUAACCGAGCAGUCAAUUAAUGUCUUAACACUUAUCUUUGCGUGCUGGAAGGGUACCGCGGCAAUAUGUUAAAUACAAAGUAAAGUUCGAUUUUUCUGUUUCUUUUCGAUUUUCAGUCCAAACUGGGCUAUAAAAAACUCUUAGUUACCUGUCGAUCUGUUUUUUCUUAAACGGCAACGCAAAUACAUGUUACAUAUAUUAAUACAAUUUGCAAAUAGGUUUAACAGCAAUAACGUCUAUAAUGCCAAUAACGUCUAUACUGUAACGAGAUGGGAAAAUAUUGUCUGAAAGUGAAUUGGUUUCAACCAUAAACACUUUUUAUAUUAGACCUAUAUAGAUUCUCACACAUUCUAUCGAAAAUUCUUGAAGACUUUGUUGCAUGUUUGUUGGAUGAUUGAGGACGUCAGUGUCGAUCCUCGACAAUUUGGCAGUCUUAUAGAGGGAGCUCUAUAACAAUAUUGUCUACUGGACUUAUUGAUUCAUAACUGGCUUAAAAAACGUAGAUAACCCUGGAAGUUUCCUGAGCCGAGCAUGCUUUCUUGAUUUCAGCAAAGCAUUUAAUAGGAUUAUAGAAAAGCUUAUCAAAUACAUAUAUCUCGCCCAAACGUCAAUAUUUCACGGUUCAAACUAAUUGUUACGUUUCAACAUGCACGUUUGACCCGCUCAUCGUGUACGUUUGAAACGUAAACAAAUGUGAAAAAAAGUUUGGAUUUUGCGGUUGCUUGCAAAUGGUAUAGUAAUAAGAAGAAGUACAACGUAUGAGGUUAUAGAUUCAUGUCUCGCUAUUUAUAAUGCUAACCCCAAUUCCCACUCUAGCCCUAACCGCUAACCCUAUUAGCGAGACAUGAAUCUAUAUCCAUGUAUGAUCUUUCUGUAGUCGCUGGGAGCAAAUACUGACAUUGGCAUAUAUUAUGUAAAAUUGUAAAUACUUCAAAAUAAUUGUGUUCUAACUGAUUUUCCCUUACAUAUAUGAUUAUCAUCAAAAUGAGGCAAAUGGUUAAUUUAAUAGAUCAUAAGCAUUAAAAUAAGGGUGAGGACAUGUUAGGUUUCGUCAAGAGUAACGUCUGUUCACAGGCUAGGACAUGUUGGUUUUUAGCGGAUUUCUCACAUGGUUAAACAUGCAUUUAAGAUCAUGCACAUUGUAAUAUAACUAUAUAAGGGCCUCCAAAAACGCUGGGAAUGCCGUUUCAGUGUACCAAAAUUUAGAAAAAAAGUUUGGGUAGCAUACCUCGGGAGUCGGGACCUUCCUAAUUUGGAGUCCGUCCCCCUCCCCACCCCCACUUUUUGGGAUAGAUUGACGCCCUUGAACAAACUUCUUUUUAUAAUAAUAAAUUACCUCUCUGGCUCUCAGUAUCUUCGCAGAAGAAUUCAAACUGGAAAUAUGUCGACGAUAUUACAUCCGUUUUCGGAAGUGGUCCAAGAAAAUGGCGGUCCCGAAAGUCAGUGCUUGAUAAAGUAUAG